GAACGCUCUUCUUCUUUUGUUAAUUCUUGCGUUGACAUUAUGCACUGAAGUUUUCGCUCAACCUCACACUCUCGUAGCACCCAUCCUCCCAUAUACAGGCACAACCACUUCUCUCUACAGCAUCAUGCUCAACGGUGGGGAACAUUAUAUCAUUGAUCUCGACGCUCCUUUCACCUGGUGCCAAUGCCAAUCCCCUCAAUCUACGGUCGGUUGUAACUCAGGCGCAUGCGCCGUUGCUCGGAGCUACAUCCCUCCCUCAUGUCCCGCAAAUAACACGUUUACAGAUGGUCAGUGUUACUGCAACGAUGCGCCCGUGAACCCGAUCACCAAGUCUUGUGCUCCAUCGCAAGCGACCUACAAAGAUAUCGUCAUAUAUUGGACAGAUGGGAGAUCUGUCACGACAGUUCGCACUUUGCCUCCCGAGCUCGAUUGAAGCUCGUGGGGCGAUAUUCUUUGGCGAUGGUCCGUACUAUCUACCAUGCCACCGUGAUCCUUCGACAGACUUUGAUGUGGCAAAAGUACUCACCUACACUCCUUUGCAAGACGAUCGGACGUCGCUAGGAUAUUUUAUCAACCUUACUGGCAUAUCGAUCAAUGGGAAGGACAUGCAUGUUCCACAGAACAGCUUCAAUUGCAAUCAGAGCGUGAAGCUUAGUACUAUUGUACCAUACACUACACUGAAGAGCAACAUUUACAAGACUUUCAUUAGGGGUUUUAAGAAGGCUGCCAAAGGCAUCAAUCAAGUGCCCAAAGUGGAGCCGUUUCGUUUGUGCUUCACUGUAGGAACGAGCACCAACGGGCUAGUCAUUCCCCAGAUCGAUCUUCUGCUAGGAAAUGGAGAGAAAUGGACCAUCUACCCAUCAAACUCGAUAAAGCAAGUCGAUGACAACAUUGCGUGCUUGGCUUUCAUCGACGGAGGGAAAACCGCGGAGCAAGCUGUCGUCAUUGGGACAUUUCAAAUGGAGGAUAACUUGCUUCAAUUUGAUUUGGAUCAGUCAAGAUUGGGUUUCAGCUCUUCCUUGUAUCCUUACGGGACUACAUGUGGCGGCUUCAAUUUCACGGUUUGAGGCAUUGCUUAAGCUACUCUUUCUUGAUGAAUGUUACGAUGUUGACUUUGUUAAAAGAAAGUUCCAUAAACUUGUUUGUGUAAAAUAAAGCAUGCCCAAAAUAAA
Syzygium oleosum is the source of this 1172-nucleotide messenger RNA. RefSeq names its product probable aspartic proteinase GIP2. The record is from RefSeq and is a predicted model, not a curated record. Gene Ontology annotation, molecular function: aspartic-type endopeptidase activity. Gene Ontology annotation, biological process: proteolysis. The coding region runs from base 384 to 1067 and encodes 227 amino acids. The transcript has 2 exons. NCBI's taxonomy places the organism in Eukaryota, Viridiplantae, Streptophyta, Magnoliopsida, Myrtales, Myrtaceae.